Fukomys damarensis (Damara mole-rat) is the source of this 2653-nucleotide messenger RNA. It is a transcript of the gene Sox7, whose product is annotated as SRY-box transcription factor 7. Gene Ontology annotation, biological process: anatomical structure morphogenesis; regulation of DNA-templated transcription; cell differentiation. Lineage: Eukaryota; Metazoa; Chordata; Mammalia; Rodentia; Bathyergidae. Gene Ontology annotation, molecular function: RNA polymerase II cis-regulatory region sequence-specific DNA binding; DNA-binding transcription factor activity, RNA polymerase II-specific. The record is from RefSeq and is a predicted model, not a curated record.
AUGGCCUCGCUGCUGGGAGCCUACCCGUGGCCCGAGGGGCUCGAGUGUCCAGCCCUAGAAGCCGAGCUGUCAGAGGGGCUGUCGCCGCCGGCUGCCCCCCGGCCCCCUGGGGACAAGGGUUCGGAGAGCCGCAUCCGGCGGCCCAUGAACGCUUUCAUGGUGUGGGCCAAGGACGAGAGGAAACGGCUGGCGGUGCAGAACCCGGACCUGCACAACGCAGAGCUCAGCAAGAUGCUGGGAAAGUCGUGGAAGGCACUGUCUCUGUCGCAGAAGAGGCCCUACGUGGAUGAGGCCGAGCGGCUGCGGCUGCAGCACAUGCAGGACUACCCCAACUACAAGUACCGGCCCCGCAGGAAGAAACAGGCCAAGCGCCUCUGCAAGCGAGUGGACCCCGGCUUCCUCCUGAGCUCCCUCUCCCGGGACCAAAACACCUUGCCUGAGAAGGGCAGCGAUGGCCGUGGGGCGCAGGGAGAGAAGGAGGGCAGGGGUGAGUACUCCCCAGGCACCAGUGUGCCCAGCCUCCGGGGCUGCUACCACGAGGGCCCGGCCAGCAGUGCGCCCAGCAGCGUGGACACGUACCCCUUCGGGCUGCCCACGCCCCCAGAGAUGUCUCCCCUGGACGCGCUGGAGCCGGAGCAGACCUUCUUCUCCUCCCCGUGCCCGGAGGAGCAUGCCCACCCCCGCCCCCUCCCACACCUGCCGGCACCACCGGAGCAGACCUUCUUCUCCUCCCCGUGCCCGGAGGAGCAUGCCCACCCCCCCCCUCCCACACCUGCCCCGACCAUGAUGUCCACUGUCCCUGGCUGUCCCCCGUCUCCUGCCUAUUACUCCCCAGCCACCUACCACCCGCUCCAUUCCACCCUUCACACCCACCUGGGCCAGCUGUCCCCGCCCCCAGAGCACCCUGGCUUCGAUGCCUUGGAUCAGCUGAGCCAGGCGGAACUUCUGGGGGACAUGGAUCGCAAUGAGUUUGACCAGUAUUUGAACACUCCUGGCCACCCGGACUCUGUCACCGGGGCCCUCAGUGGGCACAGCCAUCUCUCCCAGGGGACCCCCACGGGCCCUGCGGAGACCAGCCUCAUCUCUGUGCUGGCUGAUGCCACAGCCGCGUACUACAACAGCUACAGUGUGUCCUAGAACCCUUGCUGCCCCGGCCACACUGUGCUCAGCUCGAGCAGACUGCGCAGUGCCUCCAGCCUUCCUCCGGCCCCCAGUUGGGGGGAGGCCCAGACACCGGCCCAGAGCCUUCAUCCUACAGCCAGGACAGGCUCCGUGGGUCCAGCGCCCUUGUCUUCCUUCAAGUGAAUUCCACUGGCUGCAGCCCAGGAGCAGGGCCCUCUGGGACGCUCUCCCCCUCCCAGAACGACUUCCCUGCCCUGCUGUCCUUGCCUGUUGCUGCUGGACUGUCCCCCGGUGCUGACAGAGCCACGGAUGCUGGGUGCUUGAGGUGGCAGAGCCAGGGCCAGGACCCCAGCACUGCCACAGACUCAGGCGAAGCCCUGCCUGCCCUCCCCUCCAGCCCCUCCACUCCAAGAAGCCAGGGCUGACUAGACAGCCAAGCCCUCUGCUGUCAUCUGGGUUUCCGGAGUUAGGGUUCUGAAAAGGCUGCCUGAAGGACAGCGGGGAAUCCUGACAAGUGUAGCCUGGCUCUGUGUGCUCUGCUCCGGACACGGGCUCGCGGCUCUCUCUGCUCUCCUUUCUGCAGUGACCCUCAGGUCAGGACUCUUCAGGUGGAGAGAGGCACCCACCCUGAUUCGGGAAGUCGGACAGCAUGGUCUCCCACCUCACUGGAAAUGGGACUGAAUUGAAGCUGUUUUUUUUUUAUUAAACAUACAUUUAUAGAUAAAUUCUGCUUUGUCACGCACACUUGGAGAGAGUCUGUAAGAGACGCCCCCAUGCUCACCUUUACGCACACUGCUGUGUGGUGUAAACCGGGUCUGCUCAUCUGGCUCUGCCCCGAAAGAUCCAGAGAGCCAGGGUCCUGGCGCAGCAUCCCCGUCUGCAAACCCAGAUGUGUUGGUUUCGCUUCCUUGCCGCUGCCUCAGCUCCCCUUCCCCCUUUCCUGGAAUUCCCUUCUGUCCUCUGCUUGCUCUUCCUCCACCCCUGAGUGGGUCCCCAACACAGACAGCCCUGACUUAAAAUCCCAGUGAUUCCUCUGACCGUGAGAAUUCCUUUUCCUCGUGAGCCUGCGGGUCCUGCAAGCACCACCCUCGCCAGUCUGUUAGAGGAACUUCCCCGCAGCACCGAGGUGAGGAGACUCACUUCCCAGCCAGAAACUCACUGUGACUGACCCGGUUCUGAGCCAGACACUUCAUUCUCCCCUGCUUCGGGGAAGGAACACCCUGACGGGACACUUGCUUGUCUUCCGACAUCUGCAUUUUAUUGCCUGUGUGAAAUAUGUUUUAUAUUUUCUCCGAUUAUGCUCCCUUAUAUUUUGAAUUGUUGAAAGACCCUUUUUUCUUCUUCCAAGAAGUCUUAUUAUAAAAUCACUUAUAUGAUCACUCUUUAUGUUAUUACUGUAUAUGCUAUUUGGUAAUAAAAGGUAAAUCGUUCUGGUGCACAGCCCAGGAGUGUAUUAAUAAUCAUGUAAAACAGUAUCACAGACAUUAAGCUAAACUGUUCCAUUUUUUUUUGUAAUGACCACACGUGCUUA